CACGGAUAUGAAGCGCUGCUCAACAAUACCAAGAAGAGGGAUGAGAUGAAGAUAGCUAAGGCAAAGGACCAACUGGAUGAUGCUCGCAAGCUCUACGAGGUCCUCAAUACCGAAUUACACGAGGAACUGCCUUCUCUAUACGACUCUCGUAUCCCGUUCCUGGUCUCUAAUUCACAGACCCUCUGCUCUGCUGAAGCCCUUUUCCAUGUUGAAUGCUCCAAGGUACAUGGUGAGUUAGAGGCUGUGAUGGAGAAACUGAACAAAGAGGCUCGAAGUGGGGGCUAUAAUGUGAAGCGCCACCCACCACGCUCACCUCGUACCCCAACCAGCUCACCCACCAGGAAAUCCAUAGGUAUGGUUCAUGGAUCUCCAGGUUCUUCCCCCUCCAAGCCAGAGGGAAAUCAGCAGCCAUAUGAGGAGAUCCCCGACAAUUACAAGCCCAAUGAAAAUGGAGAACUUUCUCCUGGGGAAGAAGGUCAUGGAGGAGGGUCACCUGGGAAAUUCCAGGUUGUGAAGACAGCCUCCAAUCCCCAUGGUGGCCCCCCGACCGAAGUUGUCUACGACAUCCCUGUCGGAGCCACCACUGAUGAUCUGCCUCCAGGGGUGCUAUAUCGAGUACGAGCCACCUAUCGCUACCAGAAGGAAGAUGUGGAUGAACUGUCAUUUGACAUAGGGGAGAUCAUUCAGGUGGUGGAGUAUGAGGAUCCUGAAGACCAGGAGGAGGGCUGGCUGAUGGGUGUGAAAGAAGCAACUAGCGAGAAGGGCCUCUUUCCGGCCAACUUCACUCGUCCAAUAUGAUCUGAUUCUGAACCCGUCCAUUGAACCCCAAUCUCAGAUGAGAGAGAUCUGCUUAGCGGUUGUCUUCCAAUUUACUUAGGCCAUCAUAUUGUCUUCCUGUAUUUCUUUCCUUCUUGGUUUUUUUCCCCACGCACGUCUUGGGCUGCCUCCUCCCAUCAGACAUGUGAUACCGUGGCCUUCGCUCUUCUUCUAUUCUUUUUUUCCCCCUCCUGUCUGUUCCUAAUUUUAGGCCCCCUUAUAUCCUAUCAUUGAUUCAUUGAGUUAUAUUUCUUCAUUCAUCCUUUUGGAAUGUUCCUUAUAUUUGGUGCAUGUGAGAAUGUUUUUACCUUGGGUUUUUGUUUCUUCCUUUCUUCUGCCCAUGAUUGAUCAGUUUCACAUCUUCAUGUAUACAUUAGAGCCCUGUUCUCUGUGCUAACAAGGACAUUCAGUGCAAUAACAAUGUUCUCCCAGCCCACACGAUAGAUCUGCACUGCCAAGGAACAUGUCAAGAAUCGUUUUCCCUUUGUGUGAUCGUGAGUUCUGCCCUGUAAAUACAGUGCUUGCUGUGCAACGAGACAAUAACAAGUGUAAAGUGAAUAAUUUGAAAGGAAGAGAGAGCAGUACUAGAGGUACUGGUUCAGUUUUUCAUUUUGCCUCAUCUUCCUGAUUGAUCCAGUGCCAAAUGUGAAUGUAGCCUUUAUUAUUUCAAAGUUUCCUUCUGAUGCCUUUUUCUCAGCUUUUUAACUAUCACAUUCUAGAAUGCUCAAAUUUUCUGCAUUGGUCCUAUUCCUUUGGCCUUCUAUCACCCUGUGCCUAAUGAAAUAAUAUAAAUCCAUGUUUCAGAUAAUUAUGAAUGAAAAAAAGAUUGUCUCCUG
Darwinula stevensoni is the source of this 1652-nucleotide messenger RNA. The record is from the annotation of a GenBank genome assembly. NCBI's taxonomy places the organism in Eukaryota, Metazoa, Arthropoda, Ostracoda, Podocopida, Darwinulidae.